Bufo bufo (common toad) is the source of this 3898-nucleotide messenger RNA. It is a transcript of the gene TNFSF10, whose product is annotated as TNF superfamily member 10. Gene Ontology annotation, molecular function: tumor necrosis factor receptor binding; CD40 receptor binding. Gene Ontology annotation, cellular component: membrane. The transcript is spliced from 5 exons. Gene Ontology annotation, biological process: immune response. Bases 67 to 906 code for a protein of 279 amino acids. The record is from RefSeq and is a predicted model, not a curated record. NCBI's taxonomy places the organism in Eukaryota, Metazoa, Chordata, Amphibia, Anura, Bufonidae.
CUCCCUAUAGAAGGCGCAGCGUGCAGGGCGCCUCUCCACUCUGGCAGCAGUCCUCCUACCACCAGCAUGAACUCUGCCGCAGGAGCCCACAUUCUCCCUCUGGCUGGACUUGUCCUUUUCCUAUUGCUGCUUCAGUCUGUAUUUUUUGCAGUUACAUAUAUUUACUUCAGAAAUGAAAUCAAACAGAUGAAUGAGAACUACAUAAGAAACAAUGUUGCCUGCUUGGUGGGAGAUGACUUCAGCUAUGUAUUUCAAGCCGCAAACCUCCACAGUGCUGAUGACAAGAAUGAACCAUGUAGAGAAGUGAGGAAACAAGUCCAGCGUGUUAUCAGAAUGAUUUUGGAGGAAAAGUAUGGACAUGAAAUAACAUCAUUGAUUAAAGAAAAGGUUUCAGAUAUUCUCCCAGUCUCAGUUGCUGAGAAACAAGUUUACACUGGUCCGAUGAUUGCUGCCCAUGUCACUGGAAGCCAUAAGAAAACCAUGCCUGCUGUAAAAAUGUUCUCAAAUGUGCACCACAAUGGGCAUAAAAUAACUGAAUGGUCUAAUAACACCCUUGCAGGCAUGAACAGCAUCAAAGUGCAGAAUGGAGAACUGGUCAUUGCAAAACCUGGCUUUUAUUAUAUCUAUUCCCAGACAUAUUUCCGUCACCAGGAUGAUGAAGGGAAAGUGAAACAACUAGUGCAACACAUUUAUAAAAUGACAAGCUACCGAGAUCCCAUAGCGCUAAUGAAAAAUGUUAAGACUACUUGUUGGUCAAAAAGUGCAGAAUAUGGACUUCAUUCAAUUUAUCAAGGCGGAGUGUUCAAACUAAAUGAAAAUGAUCGGUUGUUUGUCACUGUAAGUGAUAAAAAUAUCCUUGACAUGGAUGAAAAAGCAACUUUUUUUGGUGCGUUCCUAGUAUUCUAAAGGUGCAGUGAAGAAACUGAAUAAUUUUGCAAAUACAUCAAGAGAAUUAAGCAUCAAGUUCAAAAACAUUUAGUUGAAUAUCUUCACAUGUUGCUUCCAAGGCGUCUAUAUAACAGACAUAUGAAACACACUUAUAUAAGAACUGUGACUAUAGGAAGCAACUGGAGGAAACUUGCACCAUACAUAUUUGAUUUGAGGUCCCAUGCCAUGUCUAAAUUGAUAGGAGACUCGUAUCACUGCUUUAAAGGAACACUAAAUCUAGAAAUGAAUGUUUGAGGGUAGUCGGAGAUAGACUUGCUCACACUAUUUGUUAGUCUGUAGGAUCUCCUCCAUGAUUCUAAAAAAAACUGUUCUGUGGAAAUCUUGCAGAGAACACAGGUGUAAAUCUCCUCCAGAUCCCUCAAUGUUUGGCUAGCAGGCGGUGGCAAGAGCAGAGUGCAGUGUUCUUGUUCAACAGUUGCUGACUAAGGGGAAGGCAUCUGCUGCAGCCAGCUGCCUUAUAGCCCGACAAGAGAUUGUGAGAAGGAGGAGGGGAGAAAUGACUAAUCUCCUUGGUCUUAGAUUUAUUUACAUAUCAAGGAAAAAUCCCAAUAAUUCAUUUUUUAGGCAUUCUCUGUGUUUAGUGUUCAUUUAAAUAUAGGGAACGAACUAGAUAACAAGUUCAUAAUAUUUCAGUAUACUGUAGUACAGAUAUGUCCUUCCUUACCUUUUCUCUUUGUGCAUGUUAUAAGGUGCGUGGUGUGAGAUGACUAGUUUAAAAAAACAACAACAUGAUUUUGUGAUACUGUGUCAAGAGACAUGGCCAUCCACUUUUGAGAAAUUUAGGGUCUUGGAUAAUUCAAGAAAAGGUAAGGGUAGACAAAUCUGUAUGUUCAAUUCCCUUUAAAGGGUCAUUCGUUGGUAACUGAAUGAUAUGGAAUGAAUCCAAAAUGUUUUGGUUCUGCUGCUAACACCUCAGUAUUUUCAUGCAUUUUUUCCUCAAUCUUGUAGCAUCUAGGAAUACACAUCAGACAUGAUGUAAAUUGUAGCCAAUAUGUCAGUAGCAUUCAUCAACAAGAACAGCUUGUAAUUUUUGAGGCAACAAGACAACCUACCAAGGUUUCAGGUUGUCUUGGACAUGCAGAUUGGUGUCCAGUGUUGUCCAUAUCAUAUUACAGCCAUGUUGCCUGAUAACCUACACAGAAAAAAUCUACUAAAUGUGACCUGUGUAGCAAGAGUACAAACUCAACAGGUAGACUGUAGUUUACUAUGACAUACUUCUUCUCAUGUAGCACACAGAAUAGGCUUCGUCCCAUGCUGAUCCUAAAUUUAAUGGGGUUUCCUAUCUCUUUUUUUCAUGUUCAAAAUGGGAAUAACCAGAGUGAGGGUUAGCCAGGAGUGAUUGGUUUACGGAAAUGGCUGAGCAGUCGGAACUCUUAUAGCAGUGAAGCAAGCUACUCAAACAGCACAACAAAGCAAGCUAACCUAUCAUCCUUACAUCCUGAGAUAUAGAAACAGUGUUAUCUGCUGUGUUACACUGUUUAUGUAGUUUCGAUUCACUGCUAUGGAAGUUACAGAAACAGCCACAGUGCUAGCCACUUGGAUGUUUCCAUAAUUAAGGAUUCCCCCAGCCCUUUUAAGGGAGAGCAUACAUAGUGUGCUCUUGGUAAGUAGAAACUGAAUUUUAUUGUUUUAUGGUAUUUUCCAUUGUUAAUAACAGAGAUGCGGUCUAGUCAAUGGAUCCACCUUCUCAUGGGGAUAAAUGUGAACAAGGUGAGGUUGUACAAAAAUAAACAACCACCUUUAGGCCGGGUUUCCAAGAUAUGCCUUAGAUGCGGCAGCUGCCUAUAGCCGAGGCCCCUUCCACAAUUUUGAAGGUAAUACUUCUAUUAACCUGCAGAUUUGUGCACCACUGAGUUGCUUCCACGUUGUGGAAACCCAGCCUUAUUGAUAGACCAUGUGGUAACUUGAAGUAAGCAGCUGAUGACAUGAGAACUCAAAUUAGUAAGAUGUUAGUGAGAGCUGGGCAUUGAAGGUGCCUUUUUUCUAGUCAAGGACUCAAGGUGAAUAUUGCCAAAUUGUGGUUCUAUACAUCCUUUGAGAUGUUGAAAUCCCACAGAAGAAAAAUUGUGGCAUGUUCUAUUAGAUGUCAUAUAAGGCUGUGUUUACAUCUGUGGUAUUAUUUCCAUUGUCCUGCUCUGUUAUAGUUGCAAAAAAAAUGAAUAUAGUGGAAGCACCGGAUCUUUCAAAUGAUACAUAAAACGGCAUCCAACAAACCCAAAUGGUUAUAAGACGGUCCAUCAGGUUUCCAUCAAGGAGCUUGGCAUUUUACAGUCUAGUAUCCAGUAUGCUGUCUGGCAUUUUGACUGUUUUGUGUGAACACAACCUUACAGAACUAUCCUCCCCUAGAAGCAUUGCUUCUAAGAGAGAAGAUUUAAAUAAUACAGCGCUAUUAAGAAGGCUGUGCCUUUCAUAUGGCUUUUAACCACAUCUUACAGUAUAGUAUUUCUAUAGAAAUGAGACUAAAUGGCUUAUAUUAAGCAUGUAUAUACUGUACAGUUUUCAUACGAUUCACAAGUGUCUGUAGAAUUGAUUUUAGAUCUUUGAUCAAACAGAAGGAAAAAAAAUUGUAUAUCAUUAAUAGAUUAAAAUAUUCACAUGUAUCAAUAUGUCAUGUAAAGACAUGCCAUGAUCAGGCCUACCAAUAAGGGAAAAACCACUGAAAUGAAAAUCAAUAUAAAUAUUAACAUUAAUUAUUACAUUUUGUAGCCAUACACUAGCUUUCUUUAUAGUCAUAUGGGAUACUUUUUCUAAUUUUGGCUAAUAAACUGAAAAUUUAAAAGUUUAUGUCAUGCUAAAUGUAUACUCAGUUGUACAUAACUCUAUGGAUAGGAUAAGUCUUGCUUAAAAUCUUUUCACAUUUUGUGAUCUGCUCGCUACAGUUUUUAGAAAAUCAAUUUUUUAUUUUCAAUAUAUGUUUUGUACAUAAAGUAAAUAAAAGACAAAGAAACAA